AACUGUCACCCAAUGCCGGUGAAAACCGGUCCUUUGACAUGUCUCAAGAUUCCAGCCUGGUGAUCACGGACUUUUUCUCAGGCAUCUUAUCAGAUGGGGGUCUGGUGCGGCUCCGGAAUGCCCAGCUACAGCGGCUGCGCUAUGCGGUGGAAAUGCCGCGGGCGGAAGGACUGGACGUGGCAGAUUCGGUGCUGGAAGAUGUCAGCGAAUUGGCCUUUUCCUGUGGCACCUGUCAACACCUGGCGCUGCGGCGCAUCGUGGCCCGCAGAGUGGGCGCCCUGCUGCGGGCGGCGGAACUGAAGAAGUGGAGCCUGCAAGAUGUGCAGGCGCGCUGCUCCCAGCGGAGUCAAGUUGCUUGCGUCCAGCUUGCCUCUGCGCUGGUCUUUCUGGACCCAGAGCCCUGGCGCUUGGAGAACAUUUCUCUGGAAGCGGAGAACGUGAGCUCCGACGUGGCCCCGGUCUUGCUGGAUGUGGAAGGGCCCAAGGUGAGAGGUAGCCACAUCACAGUGAGCGCCACGUGUCCAGCAGGUAGCUUCUCAUUUACACAAGAAUCUGGCAGCAGCAUCUCCAAAACCGCGGAGUUGAUGGCCAUGUUCGAGAUGAUGAGAGGCGCCGAAUCGCCCGCCGAGAACGGCCUGGCCGCCGGCCCGACGUGUUGCGCCUCCACGCGGACCCUGCCGCGGACGCAACGCUUCCUGAAACGAACCUUUGACUUUGACUUUGGCAUCAUCCCAGACAUGAACAUCUCCUGCGAUCCAGCAACGUAUCCCUGCGUGUGCACCACGAACAUCUGCGACCGUCAAAUACUGAAGACCUACUUGGUCUCAACCCGUGUGAGCUGCAUGUCAUGUCCCAUGGGACAGUACUCCUUGACGCCGUAUACGCGCGCGCUGACGGGCGAUGACUCAGGUUUGCUGGGCUCGUCCGGUAGCGUAUUGGAAGGCGACUGCUUGAGCUGCGCGGACGUGGUCACGCAGGUGGGCAAGAUGCCGAACUGUGCUGGGCGAAGUGUUCGAGUGCCUCGAGGGCUGAUGGCGCUGAGAGGUAACACCAGGCAUGGCCUGCGCUUCUACCGCUGUCCCAAUGCGGGGGCCUGCCCCGGAGGCG
Cladocopium goreaui is the source of this 1107-nucleotide messenger RNA. NCBI's taxonomy places the organism in Eukaryota, Dinophyceae, Suessiales, Symbiodiniaceae. The record is from the annotation of a GenBank genome assembly.